GAGGUAAACAGAAGCAACUUCCGCGUUUGACUUGAUGUAACAACAAACCUUCAGUCAGGACGGUUUCGCCCAAAAUCCCACAAAAAUGGGUCAAGCUGCUCUUCUUUUUCUAGCGGCGGUAUUAUCCGCCAGCUCGGCGCAGUUCAUACCGCCGUUUACAGAAGACUGCCGGGCAGACAUGUAUCCUCCCAACGGCCCCACGUUCAGAGCGGCUGUCGGCUGGUACACGGUGGACCUCGACUUGCCGCCCAGCAAGAGGUGGACUGCUGUGAUCACCGAGAAGAAAACUGAUCUGGCCAACAUGAUCGAAGCCAUCAAAGACCUGGCCAAUGCUUUUGUUCCCAGCGGGAGGCUCAUCGAGCUGGUCGACAUAGCUCUGCCUUUAAUGGUGAACACGCUCCCAGACCCCUUUGGAGAGGAAAUCAAAGGAAUCGCAGCGGCGUCGGGGCUUCCUCUCGGGGAAGUCGUCCUGUUUAACAUCUUCUACGAGGUGUUCACGGUGUGCACGUCAGUUGUUGCAGAGGACGAUAAAGGCAACCUCUUCCAUGGCAGGAAUUUAGAUUUUGGCCUAUUUUUAGGCUGGGAUGUGAAAAACAAGUCGUGGACCGUCAGUGAGAAGCUGAAGCCUCUGGUGGUGAACCUGGACUUCAGAAGGAACAACCAGACGGUCUUCAAGUCCACCAACUUCGCCGGAUAUGUGGGCAUGCUGACCGGCAUCAAGCCUCACGUUUUCACCCUGACUAUGAACGAACGCUUCAGUCUGGACGGAGGAUACAUCGGAAUCCUGGAGUGGAUCCUGGGACAAAGAGACGGGAUGUGGAUGAGUUUUCUCACUCGAUCUGUCCUCGAAAAUGCAAACAGCUACGAGGAGGCCAAGACUCGUCUGGCUCAGACCAAGAUGCUCGCUCCAGCCUACUUCAUCCUGGGAGGGAACAGCACCGGGCAGGGCUGCAUCAUCACCCGGUCCAGGCUGCUCAGUCUGGACGUCUUGGAGAUUGACCUGAAGCUGGGCCGGUGGUACGUCCUGGAGACAAACUACGACCACUGGAAGGAGCCGCUGUUCCUGGACGACCGGAGGACUCCGGCCAUGAAGUGCAUGAACCAGACCACACAGCCAAAAAUGUCACUGAAGACCAUGUAUGACGUGCUCUCCACCAAACCCGUUUUAAAUAAGUUGACCACGUACACAACGCUCAUGCAAGUAUCCGAGGGCUCGCUGGAGGCGUACAUCCGGGACUGCCCGAACCCCUGCAUGCCCUGGUGAUCCCUCCCCACUGCACUGGUCUCGGGAAGAACCUCAAAGCUUUAAGAGUUUAAAACAGCAAGCUAACAAUCACCUGAUCCUGCGUGUGUGGCGGCGGCGGCGUGGCACAGAGAGCGGAGGAAAACUUUGAAGCUGGGACAAUACGGUCUCCUGAGAUGAGGGACGCUCACUGAAAAAAGUGAAUCAAACCUCUGGGUGUUUUUUGAACGAUGCUCCUGUUUGAUAUUUGCUGAUUGAAGUCGCCUGUUAAUCUCGACAUGGGCCUAGGGAACCCAGAGAUCAAUCCAGCUAACUCCAAAUCUUCCUUCAUGAUAUAAUAAACCUCGGAUCAAACUUCCAAGUUACACUGUACUGAACUGACCGCUUCUUUUUUCUCUUUGUUGUACACUUUGGUUAAUUAAAUAAUUUCUACAUUUGUUUCA
Salarias fasciatus (jewelled blenny) is the source of this 1686-nucleotide messenger RNA. It is a transcript of the gene asah1b, whose product is annotated as N-acylsphingosine amidohydrolase (acid ceramidase) 1b. The coding region runs from base 86 to 1264 and encodes 392 amino acids. Lineage: Eukaryota; Metazoa; Chordata; Actinopteri; Blenniiformes; Blenniidae. Gene Ontology annotation, cellular component: lysosome. Gene Ontology annotation, biological process: fatty acid metabolic process. Gene Ontology annotation, molecular function: fatty acid amide hydrolase activity; N-acylsphingosine amidohydrolase activity. The transcript has 14 exons. The record is from RefSeq and is a predicted model, not a curated record.